GUGCGCGUAUUAAUUUCUAUUUGACAAUAAUUUUUUUCUCUUCCCCCGUUUGGGAAAAUCAUUAACGCGGUGAAGAUAGUUAACGGCUGAGAUUUCUUAAGAGCAAUGGAGAGAGCGAUAACACCAGAGAGCAAGCGCCGCGUUCGCGCAACCCUGGACGAGAUCUCCGCACGCCUGGAUCGCCUCCAUUCUGAGGUCUUAGUGCCGCUCUUGAAUGCGAGGGAUCGCAGGUCAACUUCCACGCCCAGCCAUCAGAGCCGGGCCUCCUCGCCCCGCAAUGAAACAGUUAACCAGCAGAGAGGUCGUGAAUGUCUUCAUAUCUCGAGGUCGCCGGAAAAUGAAUUAACAAGAAAUUCCACGACUGACGACGACGUUGAAAUAUUUGGGUGGACCUCACCUCUUCCACCGCCGUCAACAAACUCGGUCUGCUUUUCUCCGCCCACUUCAACAGCCACUUCAGAAUCUAGCCCACGGAAACGCGUGCGCUCUGAAUCUAUUGAUUCAGACUGGACAUCAGAGGGGACAGACUUCAGUGAUACUAGUGAAUCGCAAGAUAUCAGCACAAAUUGGCAAAUUGACUCAACACCGCCAAAUAAGAAACCAAGACUGGAGAAAGCAAUAAAAUAUAAUGGACCUUUAGAUGUUGCCCUGAAAGAUUUGAGGCCGAAUCAACUGAUUGAUAUAAUUAAAUCUGUCAUGGACAAACAUCCAGACAUCGAGGACGAGGUCAGAACAAACAUGCCGGCCCCAGACUUGUUGCCGCUCGAGGAAAGGUUUUUCCAUUUAAGAUGGAAUAUUGUGAAAUUGUUGUCAACACCGGGAAUGAAUUUUGAAUACGGUUCGCUGGCUUACUUUCACGCACGUAGCCACUUAGAAGCUUUCAACAAGUAUUUAGUGGAACAGGGGAAAGUCCUGUUGGAUUCUCAACAAUGGAAGUCUGUUAUUGAAUAUGUGUUGUUAGCCUGGAAAUAUGUUAGAGCUAUAUCUAUAUGUGAUCGUCACAUACAUAUUCCCUACAGAGCGCUGUGCUUCGAAAGGCUGUCUGCUUUUUGCAUGACGGCUCUCGAAAAAGGAUAUUUUGAUAGGGAUCUAUUGAUUGAUACUCAAUAUGAGCUACAACGCAUGAUUGUUGAUUGUGAAGACAUCGAAUCAUGUAUAGAGAAAAUUGAAGAAGAACUCUCGUAUUUGUGAUUACUAUUGUACCUAAUGUUUAAGGAAUUGCCUUUUAUAUUUGUCUAUUAGUAUUUGUAAUUUUUUUAUUUUUUAUUUGUAUGUAUUAAUUUGUAUCAAAUAUGAUGAUUUUUUUGUAAUUUAUAUCUCUUCAUUUUUUGUAUUAGUAAUAGAUAGUAGGAAUAAAGGCCUUGUAUUACUAUGCAUUUGAUGUAAUACUUGUAUUAGUUUUAUUACAAUGUAGUUGUGAAAAAUGCCAAAAGUAUUAUUUUGUAUGUAAGAGUAAUGAUUUUUGUAAACUCUACAAAUGUAUGUAAGUACAUGAGUGUAUAUAUUUCGAGAGUUACUAUUAUAAUUAGACAAGACUGAUAUAAAAUAAAAUACUAAAAGAAAAUUUAAAUGAACUAUAAUUAGGAAGUCACCUAUGAAAAUAUUUUUGGCUAGCUAGAUCUCGACAAUUGUAAUAUUUAAGAUUUGUGUUUUUAUGUCAACAAUAUGUCAAAUAAUAAUUUAAAGGUCUCUCAUCGCAAAGAGAACACAGUAUUGUAAUAGAAACAUAAGGGUAGAA
Molecule: messenger RNA, 1738 nt
Organism: Galleria mellonella (greater wax moth)
Lineage: Eukaryota; Metazoa; Arthropoda; Insecta; Lepidoptera; Pyralidae
Exons: 3
Coding region: 106-1191 (361 amino acids)
Biological process (GO): nuclear protein quality control by the ubiquitin-proteasome system; proteasome localization
Cellular component (GO): nucleus
Source: RefSeq, a predicted model, not a curated record